Messenger RNA from Xylaria bambusicola, 1101 nucleotides. RefSeq lists its product as uncharacterized. Lineage: Eukaryota; Fungi; Ascomycota; Sordariomycetes; Xylariales; Xylariaceae. Bases 1 to 846 code for a protein of 281 amino acids. The record is from RefSeq and is a predicted model, not a curated record. The transcript has 3 exons.
AUGACAUUUCUCUACUUCUUCCACACUCUAAUCCGGGGCAUGCCGCGCCGCAUCAUAACAUUCUACUGGAUUACUGUCGGCCUCACUUUCGUCUUCUGGAUUUACUCUACCUUUACUACUAUUAUCAUCUGCCCUCACUUCGGUGCUGAUUCCGCCAAGUGUACCUUAGCCCCAAAUCAGCAUGCAAGAAGCCUCUCUAACGAUGUACUUAAUGUCGUUAGUGAUAUCAUAGUUGAUACCUUAAUCGUGACGUUACCACUAGUCAUCCUGAGUCGGUCGAUGAUGCCGCAUUCACGGAAGAUAUCACUGGCAGCCAUGUUGUACCUUUCAGUUAUCAUGGUCGCUAUCGCACUCAUUAGGCUCGUUGGCACCAUUGCAAAAACAAAGCCGAACGGACAUGGAUCAGCACCAACAUGGGACACGUACUGGUCUCAGAUUGAGGAAUGUAUUGCACUCAUGACGACGACUAUUAUUGUCAUUUGUGCGGUUUUCAUUACAAAGACGUUACGCGAGCAUAGGCGCAUGGAGGACAGUAUAUGGUCACGAGCCGGUCGUCGUCUUCUGUCAACGUUACGGGUAGGAGGGUCACCAGGUGGCAGCGGACAUAGUGGCCCUCGAAAGUCCAAUGAAGGGCGCGCUUACAACUCGAAGAUACCGCAAAUUUCCACACAAGCAUUGACCUCAGUUACAGUCAUGAGCCCGGGCGACUUCGUCAACACUGAAGGUCUGAGAAGUAACAGCACCGAAGAUGCUUUGAAAGAAUCUGGAUCUUCCUAUCAUCUUGACGACUUGAAUUAUCAUUCCCUGCACAGAGUUGAGUCUGGAGUCUCCGAAGCUCCUCGUUGAAGAAUCAUCAGAACAGCACUUUUAAUUCAUUGAAUUCUUCGUGAGAAUUGUUAAAUCAUAUUUAUGGGGUCAACUUCCUUGAGUGACAAGUUAUGAGGGUUUAUGUUCGUAAUUUUUUUCACGUCUGUUACGUCUAGUUGGACCUAGAGAUGAUGCCAUUGAGCUUAUCAAGCCGUUAGCUUUACUUGCUUGGCUCCCGCGCCAGUACAAGGGAAUUUUUGGUCCUAAACAACGUCAGCCGUCUUGGGAAAUUUC